Molecule: messenger RNA, 7303 nt
Organism: Colius striatus (speckled mousebird)
Lineage: Eukaryota; Metazoa; Chordata; Aves; Coliiformes; Coliidae
Product: mucin-4-like
Exons: 31
Coding region: 1-6981 (2326 amino acids)
Biological process (GO): cell-matrix adhesion
Molecular function (GO): calcium ion binding
Source: RefSeq, a predicted model, not a curated record
AUGGGGUGCUGGAGCCAGUGGCCACUCUGGAGCUGGGCGCUUUGGGGGCUCUGGGUGCUGCCAGCACAAGCAGAGAAUGGGGGGGAGCAGCUGUUUGCACCUGCACCGGCCCUGCCAGAGCCGGGCAGCAUCUCCCCUACGGCUGACAGCACCAGUACUGAGCUGCCUGUGGACCUGAGUAUGUGCCAGGUGUUCCUCACGGCCACGGCCCCCCGCCCCGAGCCCCCCUUCCCCGCGGGCAUCACCAGCCCCUCCGCCGGCAGCCACGGCUCAGGCAGCCUGGUGGGGCAGGUGACGGCAACAGCCCUGGUGGCAGCCAGGGCCAGUGUCACCGAGGGAGCCAGGAUGGUGACCCCACCAUCUGCACACCCUCCCAGUGCAUCCUCAGCAAGAGUCACCCUUUCUUCUGCCACUGUUGGCGUCGAUGAGGCUACAGAGCCUGGGACACUUGCCUUACCCAGCACCAGCCACAACGCUCUGCAGGACCCCCCGGUGCCCUCCACUCAGCUGCCCCCAGCCCCCUGGCCCCAGCUGGGCACAGGAGAGACGCCUUCCACUGGCCCCAGCAUGGACCUCGCCACUGCUGGCCAUGAUCUACCUGGAACCAACACUGUCAGCCAGCCCCAGGGCACCUCUCUAGCUCUGGGCACACAGGCUAUGGAGCACGUCCCCACUGCAUCCAUGGCAGCUCUGGGCCACACUGGUGCUGAGCUGGUGUUCAGCAGGAGUGAUCCCAGCACUGGAGGCACUGCUGCCACACUCAGCAGGAGGCUGUACCCCCAUGCAACUCCUGACAGCACUGAUGGUCCCUCUCCAGGACUGUUUGCACGCUCCAUGGGAUCUCUGCUCCCCCAGACCCCCUCAGCAGGCCCCGAGGUCACCACGGCAGAGGCAGCUGCAGUCAGAUCUCCUCCAGCCAGCCCCAGCAUGGCCACAUCCUUGUCUGUCAAGGGCACUGGUGGAGCAAAGGCAGGCAGGACCCUUCAAGCUGCUGCAGCACCAACAUCUUCCACCACCGCGUAUGGCAUCGGGACCGGGACUGCUGCACUUCCAUCCUCCUUUGUUAGUGAAGCAGAGAUGGGAACAGCAUCACUGGCCAGUGGCAGUGCCACCACAAUGCUGCAGGACACCAGAGCCAUCCCGCCUGUGCCAGAUACAUCUCCCAGCCUCAUCCAGCCUCGUCCCACUGUGGCCUCAGCAGCCCCAGGAACUGGUGUCACCACUGAACCUGCACCAGCCCCAAUGGUUCUCUGGGGUGAACCCCAACAGGGGACAGUUCUGCGAGCAGAGACAUGGUCACCCAGUGCUGCACCAGGGAUGGGCACGGCUGUGCCAGGCACCCCAGGGGCACUCAGAGCAGCCAGCGACUCUGGGGCAUCGCAAACAGGUGUCUCUCCUCUCCUGGACAGCAGUGCCCCUGCAAGGAUGGUUCUGGGGUUGUCCCCAUCCAGCAUCCUCCAAGAGAUCACAGCAGGCAUGUCCCCACCAUCCCCAGCCACCCCACCGCCAGCAACAAGUGCUUCAGUUGACCCCCACUCCGGUGGCAUCACGGUGGGGCAAGCGGUGGCUAUGGCAUCCCUGGAGAUGGGCACAGAGGAGAGCCGAGGUGCCAGUGCAGUGGGGACAGCUCCCAGCCCCGCCAUCCUCGCUGCUGGGCCAUGGCCAGGGCCACCUGCCCAAGGGACCAGCGUUCCCAGAACCCAGCCCUCGGCAGAUCUGCCUCUCCAGGUUGCAAACACAAGGAUGGGUGCCACGACUCCACACAGUGGUGGCAGCAUCCUGGGCACAGCCCCCCUGGCAUCCCUCCCCUCCCCAGCCAUCCAGGCUGCCUUGGACCACAGCCAUCACACUGCUAAGCCUGACACAGGCGUGGACAUGGACACGGACACAGACAUGGACAUGGACACAGCUUCUCCCACCAGAGCAAAUGGGGCUGUGGGGCUUUCCCUGGGGCUGCCCACACCUGCAUCUGGGAUGGCUGAGCCAGGCACCAGCAGUGCCAAUCUGUCAGUACCCUCUGGGCCAGGUAGCAAAAGCCCUACAGCAGUGGCCACGGUGAGCAAAGUGUCACCCACAGCUCUGGACCCAGCUAUGGCACCUUCCUCCAGCCUCGCUCACAACACUGCAGAGCCAGACAUCAGUGUGUCACCUCCUGCCCCUGGGAACACCCUUGCAGUGGCACCCCCUGUCACCACCAGCAUCACCAUCACUGAUCCAGCAGCAGGAGUAGGUGAUGCCAAUCCUGACAGGGUCACAACACCCAUCUCUACUGUCGCCAGCAGUGCCUCAGCUCCAUACAGGUCCCACGUCACCCUGAGGCCAUCUCCUGAGGCUACCGAUAGCACCCACGACUCAGCUUUGAGGGCUUUCAGCCCAGUGACUGAGGACAAGCCCAUGGCCCGGAUCUCCUCACUGGCUGUUGGCCAGACACACAGGUGGGAGUCUACAGCCACAUCCUGGAUGGGUGCUGGGGGUGCCACUGCCCAGAUGGACAUCAUAGCCCCUGAGAGCAGCACCGAGGGUGCAGCACCUGCAGCUGGCACCCACAGCACCCGUGUGCCUGUCUCCAACCCUGCUGCCACAAGCCCAGCUGCCACACCAGCCACCAGCGUGUUCCCCAGCAACACCAUCCCACCAGCCACCCCAGCCAGAGGGGAGACCUUCCUAACGCCUGGGUCCACCACAGCCAUGCCCUCUGCCACAGCAAAGGGCACCAGCACCAGCAGUGCCCCGUCCCUCGCUGUGAAGCGUGGUGAGGCAAGCAGAGGCAGGCAACUUGGCCUCUCCUCAGCAGCGCCUUCCCCCUCAGUGGAGACAACUGCCAUGUCCUGGAGCAUCCUCAGUCCCAGUCCUGCUUCACCUGUCCCCAGCCUAGCAGAGAAGGCAGUAACAGCCCCUUCAUACCUGUGGCAUGUCAGUGCAACCAAGGAGCCAGCAGCUGGACAGACCAUCUCUGAGCUGACAACAGAUGCUGCUUCUCCCAAGGCCAUCAGCAGUCGUGUCACAGAUCCUGCAGUGAGCAUGUCACCUCCCAACUUCCGCACAUCUCUGUGGGCAUCUGCCUGGGAGGAGAUGGCAGCCAGCACCGCAGCCAUCCCUGCAGCCAUCCCUGAACCCAGAACCAUAGCCAGCACCACAGCCAUCCCUGCAGACAGUAACGAAGCCAUCUCUGCAGCCAGCAGCACAGCCAUCCCUGCAGUCCUCACUGCAGGCAACACAGUCCCUGUGACACCUCUGGCCCCAGUAAGCCCGAUCAAGGAGGCAGGAGGUGUCCUCGUGACCAGCAGUGCAGCACCAGUGAGACCCCCAGGCCCCACCAGUCCUGCCACCUCCUCACCUUUUGCCUUUGGGAUGCAGAGGGCACCGACCACAGCACCGAGCACAUCUGCCCUUACCACUGCUGACCAUAGAAAUCCUGCUCCUGAGCCCCAGCCCGCCCAUGGGCUUGCCAUGCCAGCAGCCUCGCUCUACCCCUUCGGCACAGAGGGAGGGGACCAGGAGUGUGUCCAGAGGAUGGUGGAUUUCAGUUCUCCCCUGUUCAAGCCAGAGAUUGGGUUCCCCUUCGGGAAGUCGCUGCGGGAUGCUCUCUACUUUACAGAUAACGGGCAGAUAAUUUUCCCACCCACGGACAACUACGUCCCCUCCAACCCCAACCCCCCUGCCCGGGGCUUCAGUGGCCGGGAGGCUUUGCCAAUGGUUGCUGCCUUUUGGGACGACGCAGAUUUCUCCCAGGGCGUUGGCACCACCUGGUACCAGGAGUACUCCACCCUCACCCCUACCCCAGACCCCCUGGUCCAGGAUGUGGAAGCAAAGAUUGAGAAAUACCUGCAAACCCGCUAUGAAGCGAAAUGGACCUUGAAGGUGACGUGGGAGAAGGCUCCGGCGUACCCGUCCCGGCACGAUGACACUGAAACAAACACCUACCAGGCAGUCCUCACCACCGAUGGGACCCGCUCCUUCGCCCUGCUGCUCUACCAGGACGGAGGGAUGCGGUGGGACUACACCAGGCUGGCUGCAGACAAUGUGCUGAUCGGCUUCUCCAGUGGUGAUGGCUAUGCCCAAAAUAAUGAGCUGACUUGGAAGCCACCAGCUGUGAAAUACCGACCGGACCAGCACAGCAGCAUUGGCACUGAUGUGCGUGGGCUGUGGCUGUACAGGCUGGACACUCGCUCCCGGGUGAACUACAGGCUGCGGUGCCUGGCGUGGCUGGAGGCAGAGCCUGCCCCAGCCUCCUGGAACGGCCAGCUCCCGCCAUGCCCCUGCUCCCGGCCGCAGGCAGAGCUCGACCCCCGCUACCGACGGAGCAAAGGCUCCACGGACUCCUCAGUGAAGAUGUUUCGCACCGUGUCCCCCAGCCCGGCUGGAGCCGGCGUGCGAUGUCUGUACCGAGGCCAGAGCUUGCUUGAGGGCUGGCAGGAGAGAACAUGGAGCACCCCCUUUCGCCCUACUGCUGACGAGGAGCUGCAGGCGUUCGGCUGGUGCUGCCGGCGUGUGAAGAAGCCCCUGUUCUGCACCAGGUUUGCUGAGAAGAGACCGAGGAUUGGCUGCAAGGGAUAUGUGCCGCCCACCCCAGCUGGUGCCUUUGGGGACCCCCACAUCACCACCCUGGAUGGACUUACCUACACUUUCAAUGGUCUGGGGGACUUUGUCCUGCUGCUAGCCAGCGAUGCCCAGACCAGCUUCGUGCUGCAUGGGCGUACAGCCCGGACUGGCAUGGCCCAGGCCACCAACUUUGUGGCCUUUGCUGCCCAGUACAUCUCUGCCACCACCACAACAGUUGAGUGGACCUUGGGGAGCCAGGGUGACAUCCAAGUCCUCCUGAACAACAAAACCAUCCAGUUUUCCUAUUCUCAAGACAUGGAUGCUGAUGUGUACUAUAGCCCUGGUGUCCUGCUGGUCAACACCUCCUCCCUCACAGCUGUCUUCGAUGGGGCCACCGCCGUCUCCAUCUCAGCCACCUCCAAGAUCCUUAGCGUGGUCUGCAGCCUGCCUGAUGGCUACCACAACAGGACCAAGGGCCUCCUGGGUACGUGGGACCACGACCUCACAGAUGACUUCCAAAUGCCAAAUGGUACCAGCAUCCCUGUGAACAGCAGCGAGGAGGAGAUCUACAGCUACGGGAUGACAUGGGCUGUUGGAGAGCACAGACUGUUUGCUCAGCCUCUGGACUCUCCAGUUACGAACUUCACACCCAUCUUCUUGUCCGGGCUGCAGCAGGAGAAUGAAAGCCAGUACCAGCUGGCAGCUUCACAGUGCCACGGCAGCAAGGAGUGCAUCUAUGAUUCCCUGAGCACAGGUGAUGUGGCCCUGGGCUUGGCCACCCAGAGCCUCACAGCUGACUUCCAGCAGAAGAAGGCAAUGCUCACCACCUUCCCUCCUGUCAUCAUGGGUGACACGUCAAUCACGGCCUUCAGGACAGAAAGAGUCAGGAGGCAGUACCACGCCGUGGGGGUGGGCGCACGCUUUGUUCCCCUCCUCUCACCAGACCUCAACGUAUCAGAGAGCGGCACCCUGACCUGGGAGCCGCGCAGAAUGGCCCCACUCACCCUCAGCCUGGAGGCUGUCGGCUCCAACAACCUCUCUGCCCUCCUCCAGCUCCGCUUCACCCUUUGCAGCUGCAGCAGGAGCAGGGAGUGUGACUACAGCGAUACUGUCACCCUCGAGGACUCCUCCCUGCAGCUGGCGGCCUGCAGGUGUGAGAGUGGCUACUUGGGUGCCUUCUGCCAGGUCCCCCCGGAUCCCUGUGCCCAGGGCUGCUUCCCCGGCGUGGCCUGCGCCCCGCGUGCCGGCUGCGGCCCCUGCCCCGCUGGCCUGACUGGUGACGGACGGCACUGCUCAGAUAUCGACGAGUGCGCACAGGGGACGGCGUGCCCCGGGAAUGCCACCUGCACCAACACAGUGGGCAGCUACACCUGUUCCUGCCUGGCCGGUGAGGAGGGUGAAGAGCCAGGCUGUGGCUUCGCCUGUGGCUCCCGCUCCUGCCCCGAGGACUACUGCAGCAACGGGGGACAUUGCCACCUGCACCCCAUCAGCUGCGCCCCGACCUGCGCCUGCCCGCCGGCAUUCACCGACCAGCGCUGCCUCGUAGCCGGGGGCGACUUUCUGCCGCUGCCCAGUCCAGAUCUCCCCAUGAGGAGCGUCAAGCUGCGGGUCAGGACACUGCAAAAUGCCACCGUUGGGGAAGUCAACAGCACUGUCUCAGCCAUCCUGGGCUCCUUGAAGGUAAAGGAUUUCCAGAGCAACACCAACAUCACCCAGACGACAGACAGCGAUGGCUUCACCUUCGUGGUGGUGUCUGAGUUUGCCUACGACAGCCAUGGCACUGUCAUCCGGUUCCUGAAUGAUGAGCUGCAGGGGGCCAUCACCCGUGCCUUCAACAGGCAGCGUGGGCAGCGGGAGGCGGGCACCCACCUCCUCUUCCAGUACCUGCACCCAGACAACAUCACCGACCUGGUCAAGUUGACCGUGGCUGAGCUGAGGGGCUACUUCCCCUGCAGUCUGUAUGGCUACAAAGGCUACCAGCUCCACUACUUCAGGACCAUCGGUUUCGUCUGCAUCUCCCCUUGCAAGAUGGGCUACUGCCAGCACGGCAGCCAGUGCCAGCACCUACCUGAGGGGCCCACAUGCAGCUGUGUCCCCUUCUCCAUCUUCUCCCCGGCUGGCCCACGGUGCGAGCGGUUGGCCGUCAGCCUCGCCGCCUUCCUUGGCAUCCUGCUGGCAGCCCUGGCCGUGUUCUGCCUGCUGCUGGCCGCAGCCUGCCUGGCCCUGCGCAUGAGCCACCGCUACCAAGGGGCCAAAGAAACCUUCUGGAGGCCACAGCCCUUCUCCUCUCUGACAAUGGCAGGAGAGGAAGCAGAGCCCACCCUCUCCCACUCCCUGGAAAGCUGUUGGGAACCUCAUCUCCAGACCAUCGACCCCUCAAUCCAGAUACAGAUCCAGAGGCCCCAGGUCAGGCCAAGGCAGCCUCCCCAGCAGCCCUAGUCUGCCACUGGUCCUGCCCCAGUGCCUGUGGGCCCACUGGACCACUCUCAGGGUCUCCUGGAGGCAGAGGAUGGGCAGCUGCCAUUUGGGGUCUGCUCUUUGUGGAAGAGGUGCUCUUUUUUUGAAUGAAAAAUGUUUCCUGCUGGGUGGCCAAAGUGAGAGGAUUUCACCUUCCCCUGAGGACCCACAGAGGCAACCAGGAGAGUCCUUGAGUGACUGCAUUGGGGUGAGCCCUAGUGUAAAAUAACUGGACCCAGCAGAGCCCCUGGUAGCUGGCUCAGAUGGGGCAAUGCUGAUUAUAACCUGUUAGCAACAAAAUAGA